Molecule: messenger RNA, 1845 nt
Organism: Penicillium diatomitis
Lineage: Eukaryota; Fungi; Ascomycota; Eurotiomycetes; Eurotiales; Aspergillaceae
Product: pseudouridine synthase DEG1
Exons: 1
Coding region: 1-1845 (614 amino acids)
Biological process (GO): tRNA pseudouridine synthesis; mRNA pseudouridine synthesis
Cellular component (GO): cytoplasm; nucleus
Molecular function (GO): pseudouridine synthase activity; RNA binding
Source: RefSeq, a predicted model, not a curated record
AUGGCAGCCAUCGGGAACGAGUUACGUCCCGACUACAGCACCUGGAGCAAUUCUAGCCUGAUUGAGCGCAUUACUGAGCUCGAGCGCCAACUUCACUCGCAGACUACUCAGUAUACGGGGUCAACUACUUCCACAGCGGUCGAACCGACCCGCUCAGCACCAAUCGCCACAGAUGUCAGCGAGCCCGCGAUCCCACUUGCUGAUCAGUACACCACCAAGUCGAAGAAACGAUUGCGUUCUCCAGACGGCGAGACCUCCCACACACCCGGCCAUGCGCCCUCUCAGAAGGGAGAGCGAGGCUUUGAUCCGUCAAAGUAUCAAACGCGCUUCAUCGCUCUCAAGUUCGCCUACCUCGGUCAGCGCUACAAUGGUUUAGAACAUACCAAUGGGAACAGCACGCCUUUGCCUACAAUUGAGGAAACUCUGUGGAAAGCGCUGCGUAGAACGCGUCUCAUUCUUCCACACACGUCCUCCGCAGACGAGCCUGGUGAUACUCAACCUCGAGAGCAACGGCCCUAUUCUAUCCACUGGGAUGGUUGUGAUUACUCCAAGGCGGGAAGAACAGACCGCGGAGUUAGUGCAUUUGGUCAGGUCAUCGGUUUGAGGGUUCGGUCUGCCAGGCCUCAGCCUAAGAUCAGGCCUCCUACUGAGAUGGGAAACGCAAAAGACGGCGACCCGAUGGAGGUGGAAGAAACCGCGGCCGACCAGGACUGGGAUGACAUUGCGGAUGAGAUUUCCUAUAUACAAGUUUUGAAUCGAGUCUUGCCCGACGACAUUCGCGUCCUCGCGUGGUGUCCUCACCCUCCAGAGGGCUUCGAUGCCCGGUUCUCUUGCCGUGAGCGUCGCUAUCGAUACUUCUUCACCCAGCCAGCAUUUUCCCCUACGCCCGGUCCGCUUGGCUUCGAGAACCGCGGUGGAACUAGCCAAGGCGAGCGCACAAAAUAUCGCGAGGGCUGGCUGGACAUCGACGCUAUGCGAGAAGCUGCCAAGCACUUCGAAGGCACUCAUGACUUCCGAAAUUUCUGCAAAUUGGAUACCAGCAAGCAAAUUGAAAACUUCGAGCGGAUCAUUUUCCAUUCCGAUAUCCACCUCGUCGAUCCGCGGACGAACCCCUUGGGCUUUGUCGGCCAGACUGGGUUCCAGAUCACCGAAGACUUCAAGGCAGACGUGGACAUACUUUCGAAGCAACGGCCUGACCCGACAACUCCUCAGGUGUACUCAUUUGAUCUGUAUGGCUCGGCGUUCCUGUGGCACCAGGUCCGCCACAUGGUAGCUAUUCUCUUCCUGGUCGGCCAGGGACUAGAGUCUCCCUCCAUCGUCCGAGAUCUACUGGACAUUGCGAAGAAUCCACGUAAGCCGGCCUAUGAGAUGGCUUCUGACGCGCCUCUUGUGCUUUGGGACACCAUUUUCCCAGAUGAGACCAGUGGCAGUAGAGAUGAUGCGCUUGAUUGGGUCUAUGCCGGCGACGCACGCCUCAACAAAAGUCGCAGCGCUAAGGGUGAUAGCAAGUUUGGCAUGAAGGGAGCCGUUGAGAGCCUUUGGACCGUUUGGAGGCAACGUAAGAUGGACGAAAUCUUGGCUGGGGCACUGCUGGACUUGGUCGUGAGUCAGGGCGAUCGCAGCAUCAUGUCCCAAAUGGAUGCCAUGCAAGGCGCUCGGAAAAAGCAGAGUCGGGGCGCCAAAAUCUGGCUCGGGGGCGAUGAUGCACGUACUGGGGGCAAAUAUGUCCCUGUUUUGCAAAAGUCCAAGACAGAGGCCGUGGAUGUCCGCAAUGCAAAAUGGCUCGCAGCUAAGCAGCGGAAAGAUGCUGUCAAGACUGCAGGCGGACAAGGUGACAGCGCUUGA